GUUUAGCAGACAACCAAUCUUGAGAUGAACUAUCGACAGCUAAAACGCAGAUCUGACUUGAGAUCAGAUUUCACCGAGCGUUGAUGAAUCCGGGAUAUGCCCCUCCCUCGAGGUCGUCCCAGCCUCAUUCUGAUCAGCUGACUCAUCACUUCCCGUACGGAGUGCAAUUUUUUUGGAAUAGCAGUAAUGUCGUUUUGCUGCCUUUUUCCCACUUGUUAUUAAGUCUGUGCCAAUAGAAGCUGCUCACCAAGGCUGUCCUUUUAUGAGAGAAUACGACAGAAGGUGGUCUCCCCUCCCCAUUCGACUGUAAGCCAAUGGAGGGCGUCUGAGAGCUACACUUUGCUGUUUCACUCAGACAUAAGAGAGAAGCAGGUUAUGCAGACAUGGCUCUCAGAAAAGGAUCUUCUUCUGUUGCCCUCUCCGGGUGGCCAUCUGAAGUGCAGAUGAACCCAACUGAUGUCCCUGGCCUGGAGGUAAAGCUGGGAGCACUGGUUGUUCUUUUCUCCAUCACACUGGUUUGUGGCUUCGCCCCUUUGUGCUUAGUCAGGGGGGCAGGGAGGUGCAAUGUAGACCCAGAAAUGCAUCACAAGGUAGUGAGCUUGGUGAGCUGCUUCGCUGGAGGAGUGUUCUUUGCUACUUGCCUUCUGGACCUGGUGCCUGACUACCUAUCUGGGAUCAAUGAAGCAUUUAGUAGCCUGGGCAUCACACUUCAGUUCCCUCUACCUGAGUUUAUCAUAGCCAUGGGCUUCUUCUUGGUCCUGGUGCUGGAGCAAAUAGUCUUGGCCCUCAAAGACCGAUCGGCGGGCCACUCUGAAGAAAGACGCGCACUAUUGGUGGAAUCCAGCGUCCAAUCACAUGACAGAAAUGGCCAGAGAUACUCCCACCACUCCCAUGGUAGGGAGGAACUAGGGGGAGAGGAUGCCCACUUUCAUGUGGACUUUAACUCCACCUCGGCCAUCCGGGCCUUCAUUCUAGUAUUUUCUUUAUCUCUGCACUCAGUGUUCGAGGGCCUGGCUGUGGGGUUACAGGAGGACAGUCAAGAGGUGCUGGAGAUCUGUGUUGCUCUACUCCUCCACAAGAGCAUCAUCUCUUUCAGUCUAGCCCUAAAGCUGGCCCAGGGCAAGCUGCGGCGGGCAGCCGUGGUAGGUUGCCUCCUGCUCUUUGCCCUCAUGUCCCCGUUGGGCAUUGGGCUGGGCAUUGCCCUCACCGAGACCAAGUCGUCCCCCCAGCACCAGCUGGCCAGGUCCACCUUAGAAGGCCUGGCGUCUGGCACCUUUUUGUAUAUCAUCUUCAUGGAGAUCCUGCCCCAUGAGCUGAGCUCCCCGCAGAACCGCAUCUCCAAGGUGGCCAUGAUUCUCACUGGUUUCGCAGUGGUCACUGGGGUGCUGUUCAUCAAAAUGUAAAUAUUCUGUAGAUCAAUGCUUAGGGUCUGAUUCUAUGAAAAACUGACAACCCUUCUGGGAUAUAAGACAAAAACAAAUUUCCUUUUGCGCCGUGAGAAUGCAAUUUGGACUGAUAAGCAUUAAAUAAUGUUUACAGCAUGAGACCAAAAGAUACUCAACUGUAUCAUUAAUUCAAACAUGUUUCCUUAAGGUGCAGGGAGAAUGCUGGUUUGCCUUACACUGGAAACUUUUGAUUCAGUAGAGGUCUUUUAGUUUUAUUAUGUAGAUGAACGUUAUUCAUUCAGGUUUUUGAAAAAGGGAUAUAUGCUAAUCCUGACAUCUUUUAAAUUAACAUUAAAUAACAUUUUCUAUUUUAGAUAAUUGAGAAUUUUAAUGUAUCUAUAUUUUUUAUAUAAACAAUGACAUACUUCACAAACAGCUUUCUGUAUACCGUGACGAUGUGGUCAAAAUAACCGUAUUAAAAAAGGAAAUAUGAGCACUUUUGAGAAAUGUAUAACUCCUGAUUUGAUAUUAUAGCAAUCCGAAUGUUUUGCUGGCUGUGAAAUCUGACUAGCAGUGUCCUGAAUUGUUCACAGAACAUUUGUUUGUUCAGUAGUAUGACUGCCUAGCCCCUGCAAAAACACAAUAAGAGCAUAUACAGCUGGCUAUUACUUUAAAUGCUUAAAAAGCUAAAUGGAGUGUGCUCUUUGUCAGAGCCUUACAUUGAGAUCAAAAUAUAGGCCUUUAUUUCACUGCCAUGUGGUGAGAAAGCUUUGAAUUAGUCCUCUAUUCUCUUGUAAAACUUGAGUUUGAAUAAUUGAAAUGGCUGCUCUUGUUUUUAUGUUCACUUUUAAAUCAGGACUUGUUUAUCUGUACCUGGUUUACUGAUUAAAAGUAAUCUGAAAUCAUUUUAAA
Molecule: messenger RNA, 2297 nt
Organism: Salmo salar (Atlantic salmon)
Lineage: Eukaryota; Metazoa; Chordata; Actinopteri; Salmoniformes; Salmonidae
Product: zinc transporter ZIP1
Biological process (GO): zinc ion transmembrane transport
Cellular component (GO): plasma membrane
Molecular function (GO): zinc ion transmembrane transporter activity
Source: RefSeq, a predicted model, not a curated record